Dibothriocephalus latus is the source of this 537-nucleotide messenger RNA. Lineage: Eukaryota; Metazoa; Platyhelminthes; Cestoda; Diphyllobothriidea; Diphyllobothriidae. The record is from the annotation of a GenBank genome assembly.
AUGGCCUCAGCACAUUUUUUCAUUUUUGCAGUUCGUGUUGCCGCACUCAGGCAUCAAGAGAAGUUCACUAUUCGUGCUGGCACAAAUCUUCCUGUCGGUGAACACUAUUUCAGAGUCACUGGCAAGACAGGCAAGUUUAAAAUCGUCAUAGAAAAGGAGCAAACUGUCAUCCAGCUUAAUGGACCAAUGCAAAGUGAACCUGUGUAUCUGCAGUUUUCAGCAAAUGAAGACGGAAGCGGAAAAAAGUUCACAUUAAAAAUUUGCCCUGAUAAUUUGAACUGUGCGGUGGAUAACCAGGCUGACGUCAGAGCUGCCAACGCUGACUACAAGAGGCCGUCGUUAGAAACUCAGCCAGUGAACACUGUUGGGAACGCUGAAAACCGGAAGCCUCCACCAGAAAUCAAGCAUGUCGACACAGCUGCUAACGCUGGCUACAACAGGCGUCUAGUAAAAGAACAUCCUACCAGCACAGCCACUAAUGUCUUCUCUCUUGUGCUCAUUUUUAUGUGGUCUGCAAGGCUGCUUGUAGAGAUGUAG